GAGAUUGCUUUUUUUAAAUGCCAAAUUUAAUAGAAAAAAAUAAGAAAAUACUAUAUUUUGUGUAUAAUUAAAUGUAUCUGGAGAAAAACAGUCUACAUACAUUCAAAGUCGUUGGUUGUUAUGUUAGUAAAUUUCCGAACUGAACAGGCAUGUUGUAGUCGCCCUAAUGGUAGUGAUGGCAACGCGGGCAGGCGGACGCCGUGCAUCGAGAUAGGAAAAUGUGGGAUAUUGAACUGAAUACAGAAACUGAGCGAUAUAAGAUCUAAUUAGCUCAUCUUGUUGCGUUUUUUAUUGCGCGUAAUAUUAAUUUCGUAAGCCUGUGUGUGCAGCGUCGACUGUUUAUGUGCUAUAUGGUUACCUUUAGGCUUUAGCCAUAAGCUAACUUCAAUUUCCUAAUACGUUCCUGGAUGCACUGGGCAGAGUUAUUGACCUGGAAUGAAGCGUUUAAAUGCUAAAGCAAAGUGAAACUUAAAUGUGCUGCCUAGGGUAGGGCUGAUCAAACUGAAGGCUGUGUCCAGACGAGCCGUCCCUACAUCAGCCCUCGGGUCUUUGAUCGGUAGAGGAUCCUCUCCGAAGAUGUCAUACGUAGCUAAACGGUGCGGAGUGAAGUUCAGCCCCCCGGCGAUCGUUCUGAUCUACGAAGACGCCGACACCGGCAAAAUGCGUCAGAGGAUCAUGCCAGUGAGGAACUUUUCGAAAUUCUCAGACUGCAGCAGGGCAGCAGAACGGCUGAAGAACAGCUUGCGGCACAGCCCCUACCUGGAGGGCGUGUCCCAGGAGCAGCUGGAGAGGCUCCACACUGUGCUGCGGGACCACCUCCUGGGCCGCCCCAUGCUCGACCCCCGGCCGGACCCUGGUGACGAGGACCUAAACAAGCUGGAGGACGAGGAGCUGGCUCGCAGGAAGGCGCAGAUGGACGAGCUCUUCGAGCAGAACCGGAGGAGGGAGGAAGACCCGGAUUUUAUCUACGACUUGGAAGUGGAGUUUCCCGAAUCGGACGCCCGUGAGCCAUGCAGCUGGGACGAGGAUGAGUCCGAUGAUGGCUUCUAGCCCCCCCACUACACGACAGUAACAUUCGGAGGCUUUGGAAUAGGGGGCGUGUACCCACCAGUAUUAAAUUUGGUUUCUUUCAUCUGCCCAAUAAAUAGCCUUUUCUCUUUCAAUUUUAACUUAUGUACCCCAAAAUCAAACUCUCUCCUACACAUUGAACAUGCUCCCAUGUAUAUAGACGCAUUUGUUCAGUUAUUUUGGUUAAAUGUGUGCAAAAAUAGUUCCAAAUGCUUCCUUGUGAUACUCCAACUGGGACAGUGGGUGGAGCUACAGGGACAGGAAGAGGGAGCAUUUGGGUACAGGAAGACAAAUGUUAGACGUCAGUCUACUCUGCUUCUUCCAGUCUCCUGAGGUCGUGAGACCUCCAGGGACCAUUUAAAAACUCCUCCCUACUGAAAUGAACAAUAGGCACCUGUUUUUCAUCAACUAAUAAUAAUUCUGACUCCAGGGACCCAAAACAGUGGUGCUCUCAAAGCAGGAACGCACACAGGCCGUAUUGCCUUGAAGCUGUGGAUGUUGAACUGUGAAUUACAGAUACUACACUCAGUCAGCACACGGUGGCCAGCACAGUUAUUCUGAGAAAUGAGUGAUCUCAAGUCCAGCUCUGACCCUCUUGUGAUUAAUGGCUGUUUAUGAAAUGAAGCUUUUUUUUCUUACAGUAUUGAGAAGUUAUCAGAAAAUGAACAGCGUCCAGAUAUAAAUGUACUUGGGUUCCAUACACCAUGUGUUACAUCAUUGUGUUACUACGAUUAUUAUAAUGUUUAGCUGAUGGGAGUGAUUUUGUGACAUGUAUCAGAUAAAUGAGUUAUUCGCACAGUAUGCAACCCCCAAAUGUGUUCUGGAAAGUUCUAGCAUUGUCAUUUUAUGUUUAAAACUUAUGGGCUGCAAUUCAAAUAAUAUAUAUGUAAAUGAUGGAUAGAUCCCCAAGUGAAUGACUGAUGAGGUCAGAGAGAGCAGUGAGACCCUGUGUUUUUAAAACAGUGUAACAGGUGAGACCCCCAAGCUGUUUGAUAAAGAAACCGCUGCUACAGA
Messenger RNA from Brienomyrus brachyistius, 2082 nucleotides. It is a transcript of the gene cep19, whose product is annotated as centrosomal protein 19. Gene Ontology annotation, biological process: microtubule anchoring at centrosome; trans-Golgi to periciliary membrane compartment transport. The transcript is spliced from 2 exons. NCBI's taxonomy places the organism in Eukaryota, Metazoa, Chordata, Actinopteri, Osteoglossiformes, Mormyridae. The record is from RefSeq and is a predicted model, not a curated record. Bases 577 to 1050 code for a protein of 157 amino acids. Gene Ontology annotation, cellular component: ciliary basal body; spindle pole; centriole.